Molecule: messenger RNA, 1467 nt
Organism: Caenorhabditis briggsae
Lineage: Eukaryota; Metazoa; Nematoda; Chromadorea; Rhabditida; Rhabditidae
Exons: 4
Coding region: 1-1467 (488 amino acids)
Source: RefSeq, a predicted model, not a curated record
AUGGAUAGCUCGAAUCAAAGAAAACGACAGCUGGAGGAUGACGACCCGGAGACCGACACUUCGAAAAAGCCGAUGACUGUGAAAGACGAGCCAACAGAUAGUUUUGAGAAAGGAGACUUUCCAGCGACGACAUCUGCAACAAUAUCUGCGACUCCGAUUCUCGAUUCGAUCAUAGCGACACCACCGGUUCCGCCUCCGCCGAAGAAUGCUAGUAUGUCGUCGAAUCCACCAAUCAGUUAUCUGACUCUUUUUGCUGCCUUCCGUCAAUUCCUCAAUGGUUACAUGCAAGCCGGUGGUGAUAUCAACUAUGCGAAUGCUCUCGCCACUUGUACCGCAGCUCUUCCAAUGCCACCAAACCCUCUCAAACCAAUGAUUGCUUUGGUUCCACUCACUGUUCCGUCUGCUCCGACUUCAUUGGUUUCUUCUGAAGAUUCUGCUGCUCAGAAGCCCAGUCCACCACCUAAAAAGGCUGGUGAUUCAGAGCCAGGGACUUCGGAGACAUCCGCAACUUCAGCAACUUCAGCAACUAUGCCUACUUUGAGUGCCGCAUUGGGAGAGGACAAAGAAAAACAAGCCGAGAAGUCUUCUGAUGCUGUCCCGGCAACCGCGACUAUUCCAGACAUAAAGCCACAUAUUUUCCCGUUGCUUCCACCUUUUCCAAUGAUUCCGAUGCUUCCAGCUCCAAAACCGCAAGUCCCUGAAUCUUCUACAGAGAUUCAACGCCUCCGCGAAGCUGCUUUUGGCAGAUAUAAGAACGUUUUGUGUGUUAUUUGCAAUGAAUGGAUUUGUUCCAGAAAUCGCAAAAAUCACAUCGAAGCUCAUCUGAACUAUCGUCCCUACAAGUGCUCCGCAUGCAGCUAUGCGAGACGUCGUGAGAUUUUCGUCAUCCAGCACAUGAAAACUCAACACAAGGGGCAGAAAGCAGAAAUGCAGAGCUCUGUUGAUCUACACAUUGCCAUGGAAGUCGAUCGUCUUGCUGACGAAUGCGUUGCACGUACCAGAAAACUCAUAGAGAGCAUGCAAGAGAAAAAGGACGGAGACUUUGGAGAAAACAAGGAUUUCGACGAAAAAGCUCUGGAGCUCAUGCUUAAAGAAGAGAAGGAGAAGAAGGUUGUCCGCAUUGAAUCCGUCGCUGCGAUUCGUCCAAAAGUGGCCAACUACCAUCGGAAACAACGCACCCAGGUUCUUAAAAAGAUCUACGAUACUGACGCAGCAAAACAAGCUGAAUUGAAGAUUGUAAAAGAAGAGGAAGACGGCGAAGAACCAGCGCCAUCCAUUAAACUAGACGACGGCUUUGAAAUCAACUUGGACGACUUGAUGAAAAUGGUGGAGGCAGCAGGGGGAAGUCAGGAAUCGCAGGGAAGUGAGUCGAAUAAGGAUGAAUCAAGUCAAUCUGCUCCAACAACCCAAAAUGAUGCAGAGGAGAAGGAGUCAACGCCAAUCGAGCCAACACCAAUCGAGUCAUAA